AUGGCUCAGACUGUUGUCCUCAAUGUUGGCAUGUCAUGCGAAGGCUGUGUUGGGGCCGUGAAGAGGGUUUUAGGAAAAAUGGAAGGUGUAGAAUCGUUUGACAUUGAUUUGAAGGAGCAGAAAGUUACAGUGAAAGGCAACGUUCAGCCUGAAGCAGUUCUCCAGACUGUUUCUAAGACUGGGAAGAAGACUUCCUUUUGGGAAGCAGAAGCCAAGUCCACCGAGGCUGUUGCUUAA
Ilex paraguariensis (yerba mate) is the source of this 237-nucleotide messenger RNA. The record is from the annotation of a GenBank genome assembly. Lineage: Eukaryota; Viridiplantae; Streptophyta; Magnoliopsida; Aquifoliales; Aquifoliaceae.